Messenger RNA from Peromyscus californicus insignis, 1634 nucleotides. Its product is annotated as protein FAM169B-like. The transcript has 8 exons. Lineage: Eukaryota; Metazoa; Chordata; Mammalia; Rodentia; Cricetidae. The coding region runs from base 1 to 1068 and encodes 355 amino acids. The record is from RefSeq and is a predicted model, not a curated record.
AUGGAGGCUGAGGCCGCCCCCAGAGCCACAGAGGCUUACCCCGUGGAUAUCCUGGAGGAUGACCCCGAGGGCCAUCAGGCAGCAACAGAGGUUUGCUAUGAGUUGCUCAGGGAAGGAGGAUCAGCCAAGGUUUUUUCCCUUGCCACUGGGGAGCAGGUCAGACUUGAAGCUCCGUUCCUUCAUUAUUGCGCUAUGUACCGUGACGAACCUCGACAUAAAAUACUGGUUUUGGUUAAUCCCCAGGACACAAAGACAGUUGUGGCUGUCUACCUAAAGGGGUCCUGGUGGUCCAUCGAAGACGUCCUAAGAACUUCUGAUCCCACCAGGGAAGGGCUCAUGAAGGUUCGGUCCUUCGGGGAAAGGAUUGUCCUUUAUGUUCUCAACACCAUUGUUUUUGGAAGACUGGAGAGAGAUCUGGAUGACGACGACAUGUUUUUCUUACCUCACCCUGCGGAGGAGCAAGCUAAGAUUCUGUGGAGGGAUGGAGCGGCAGUUGGAUUUUAUUCAAUCAAAAUGAAAGGCAGCCUCUGUGGUACUGGUACUAGUGCGUGCUACCUGCUGCCUAUCUUUGAUACUGUGUUUGUGCGGAGGAAGAACCGUUGCCAAGGCCUGGGGACAGCCAUGCUGAGGGACUUCUGUGACACCUUUCGAGAAGAUGAAGCCCUGGGUAUCAGUUGCCCGAUUUCUCCUGCCAUGUACAAAGUCCUCAAGCAGUUCCUGUUGGCCCAUCCAGGCGAGAGAGGGCGCUUGUGGGAGGUGGAGUCCCCAGGGGCCUGGGGCCAACGUGUCAACAUCUGGCUCAAUAUUUGUCUUCAGGAGGCAGGACUUCAUGAUGGGAGCACAGUGCACCCUGAAGGUUCCGAAGAGGACACAAACACUCCCAGGCAGACUUCCCGGGGUGAUGGACCCACAACAUUCCAUCAUGGAGAAAGCCCGAAGGUACAGUGUAGAAGUGUCAUUCCACAGCCUCCUGUAUCCCUAGCGACCACCUUGCUUUUUUUAGUGACUACCUGGCAGCUCCUUGGACACCGGGGCUGUGGGCUCCUCCUUGGCAGUGGGCCAUGCUGAUGCUGAUUAAUGCUGAAAAUCUCCCUGUCUCGGGAUGGAAGGAAUGGGGUAAGAAGUUGUUAUAAUUAGGCUUUUUGUGGUCCCCUCUCUCAGCUAGAUAAGCAUUCACAAAGCCAGAAGGAAACUAGGGGACUGGACCUAAUAUGCUUAGAGAGUCGGUGAAAAUCUGAAUUUGAAAUUCAGCCACAGACCAGAACAAAAGCAAGGCAAAUCCACUUUGCUCCUUCCCUCCUGCCUCCCCAGUCUGGCUGCCUGAAAGAGGACAAUGGUAUCAGGUCAUUGUGUCCUCCAGAGUGACUGGAGUCUUGGGGGGGAAGGAAGGUUACAGAGUCCUUUUUGGUAUCUUGGUGCUCAGUAUUUUGAUAAGAUUUGGAGUCUUCCCUGAAGCCAGCCCAUACACACACAAGGUCAUUGCUCUCAAAUCCUUAAAGAGUCAACUCUAAAGCCUAACUCUGGUACAUGAGAUGCAACACAGCUCAUUUUGUUAAGUAGAUUAUUCGUAGACAGCAGAUUCUACAGAGGAUUAUGGUAUUCCAGUAAGUCUUGGAUCAUCCUUGAAAGUUGUG